Plasmodium reichenowi is the source of this 858-nucleotide messenger RNA. Its product is annotated as dfg10 like protein, putative. The record is from RefSeq and is a predicted model, not a curated record. The transcript is spliced from 9 exons. Gene Ontology annotation, biological process: dolichol-linked oligosaccharide biosynthetic process; polyprenol catabolic process. Gene Ontology annotation, molecular function: 3-oxo-5-alpha-steroid 4-dehydrogenase activity. Lineage: Eukaryota; Apicomplexa; Aconoidasida; Haemosporida; Plasmodiidae. The coding region runs from base 1 to 858 and encodes 285 amino acids. Gene Ontology annotation, cellular component: endoplasmic reticulum.
AUGCUAUACUUUUAUACAAAACAUAUGAAUAAUGCUAUUGUUUUCGUGUGCUUAUAUUACGUUAUAGAUAUAUUUCUUUUGUUCUUAACCUUUUAUUUUAAAUCUUUAAAUAAAUGGGCACUACAUGGGAAAAAUUUAUUUCUAAAAAUCGAAAAAGAUGAAGAACCAUAUAAUACUAAGCUUUAUAAGUUCAAAAGUAUAUUUGAUAAUUUUAUAAUUUCCAAGACUUAUUUUUCACACUUUUAUAUCAUUGGUUUACUUAUUAAUUCAAUAAUUGUAUUUCAAGACUUUCAAUAUAAUCUAAAUAAUCAACAAAAUGUUUAUUAUCACAUUUGUCUAACCAAUCUCAUUUUUGAAAUUCAUUUAUUAAGAAGGUUUUUCGAACAAUUAUUCUUAGUUAGGACCACUACAAAAUCGUUCAUGCAUAUUUCUUCAUAUCUUUUGGGAAUAAGCUUCUACAUUAUAACACCUUUUUCCCUAUACAAUAAGGAGAAAAUAAAUUAUAACUGGUCAAUAAUUUCCCCUCUUCUCCUUUUCAUUUUUGGAAAUAUAAUUCAGUUUGACUCUCAUCUUCGAUUAGCUAGGCUACGCCCAAAAGGAAUAAAAAAAAGUGACACUUUUUAUAAAGUACCAUAUGGAGGUUUUUUUCAUUUUGUGAGUUGUCCACAUUAUUUUGCAGAAAUUUUAAUAUAUUUUUCGUUCUUCUUAUUAAACAAAAAUAUCACAUGCUUAUUGAAUUUCCUUUUAGUUUCAUUAAUCUUAAUUAAAAAUGGUAUACUAACACAUGAAUGGUAUUUAAAAGUUUUAGCUAACACAUAUCCCAAGAAUAGGAAAAUAAUCUUCCCAUAUAUUUUGUAA